CUUCCUUUAUAUUAUCAGAUUUUAAAAAAGAUUAUGUGAUGGUGAAUCAUGUAUUUCUUGGUCUCUGGCCUCUUAAACAGGUUGUGCUUUAAGAAGACCAUAGGGAAGAACACUUUUUCUUGCCGUAGAAGUUGCAAUAGAAAAUCUGUGCAGGUUUGAAAGGGCCAAUGAGUGUUCUCAUCGUCGAAGCAUUCUAUGGAGGGUCCCAUAAACAGCUGGUGGAUCUGCUCCAAGAAGACUUGGAGAACUGUGUCCUUUAUACCCUUCCUGCAAAGAAGUGGCAUUGGAGAGCACGGACAUCGGCUUUGUACUUCUCUCAGAAUAUUCCGAUGAGUGAGCAUUACAGGAUCCUCUUUGCAAGCUCUGUGCUUAACCUGACUGAACUGGUUGCCCUUCGGUCUGACCUUGGGAAAUUGAAAAAGAUUUUGUACUUCCACGAGAACCAAUUGGUAUAUCCUGUCAAGAAAUGUAAGGAGAGGGAUUUCCAAUACGGAUACAACCAAAUUCUCUCAUGCCUGGUAGCUGAUGUGGUGGUAUUCAACUCGGUUUUUAAUAUGGAGUCAUUUCUCACUAAUAUUGGAAAAUUUAUGAAGCUGAUUCCUGAUCACAGACCCAAGGACCUGGAAAGCAUCAUCAGACCCAAGUGCCAAGUUAUUUACUUUCCCUUAAGGUUUCCUGAUGUGAGCAGAUUCAUGCCCAAGCACAAAACAAGACAUUUACAGAAGAUGCUCAACCUUAAAGGAAACGGUGGUGCAGCUUCAACCGUGGCACUUCCUUUCCAACGGGAGCAGGGAAGUUCUGAGAAUUUAUUGAAGAAUUUUGAUGCAGAGCCUGGACCGUGUGAUGCUGCACAAGAAGAAAACCUGGGCAGCUCAUUCAUGCAGGAGUCAUAUUUGAAAACAUGCAACUUGUCAAAAAAUUCAAGCUCUCGUCGUGGGGAAAAGGAACAGAAUCCACAUGACAGUCUGAGUGGAGGUGAUGAUCAAUCAAGACCACUGCACAUUGUCUGGCCUCAUAGGUGGGAACAUGAUAAAGAUCCAGAGAGUUUUUUUAAGGCAUUAAUGCAUCUUAAGGACUUAAGACUCAAUUUCCAUGUAUCUGUCCUUGGAGAAACCUUCACAGAUGUCCCAGAUAUAUUUUCAGAGUCCAAAAAGGCACUGGGAUCGUCUGUCUUACACUGGGGCUACUUACCCAGCAGAGAUGACUAUUUCCACGUAUUGUGCAUGGCUGACGUUGUCGUCUCAACAGCUAAGCAUGAAUUCUUUGGCGUGGCAAUGUUGGAAGCUGUGUAUUGUGGUUGUUACCCACUUUGUCCCAAAGAUUUGGUGUAUCCUGAAAUAUUUCCAGCUGAAUAUCUGUAUUCUACACCUGAACAGCUUUUUAAAAGGCUCCAGAAUUUCUGCAAGAGACCAGAUAUUGUAAGGAAACAUCUCUAUAAGGGUGAAAUGACUCCUUUUUCCUGGGCAGCCCUACAUGGGAAAUUCAGGUCUCUGCUUACAACAGAACCUAGGGAAGAUUUGUGACAGAUGGGGCUAAGUCACAAACUUGCAGCCUAAGGCAGAAUCUGUAGAACUUUCCAGAGUGUGCCCAUAUUUACCUGAUCAGAGAGAAAAGAAAAUCUGCAGAGGAAGCUGAGCCUGGCUGCUUGUCAUAGCUGACACAGAGCCAUCUGCCACAAACCUGUGGCGGCUUCAGAUCUCCAAUCCCUGCCACCACCCCAACUCAAAUUAAAUACAGAUUCCUAGAGACGUUAUGAUGGUUACACAUGUCCUCGGCAUCACAUGGAGGAGACUGUUCAAAAAAAAUAUGUGGCCUGUUGUAUAACCGCACUCAUGUAUCCCAUAUGUGGUGCCACAUUGAAUUUCCGGUUGAAUCCGUUUUUAUCCUUUGUACUGGAUGACAUGGUGCCUGAAUUCUUUCUUUUCGCCGACACGAUGGCAGCCAAACUGCAGCUUCAAACGCUCGCACUUGGCUGGGUUUCUACCUAGGUUGCCAGGUUAUCAUCGGAGCCUUCUUGUGUCCUCAAAGGGCCACAGGGUCUGAAAGGAGGAGCAGAAUGCUAUGGGACUAAUUGGGCAGCCAUCUCAGAAUCGUUUAUGGCAAAGGGCUGCUUGAGCACUUUUCUUUUAGCAAAUUAAUGACUCUGGCACAGGGGUUUGUAAGUGAAGGUAUUAAUAAGGGGCCUGGCAGGUAUUCCCAUGAUUCACAGAGUUACAUUUGCAUUUAAUUUAUCUUAAAGAAAGUUGCAAGAUAAACAGCUGUAAUUCGAACAAACACGGGAAAUACAAUGAGCGCAGCCACCUAGGCCAUAAAAUGAACACUGAGGUACUUAUUUUAAUUUUUUUUCAUGGGUUAAAAUAGAGAAAUCAAAAUAUCUUAACAAAACCAGUAACUUUGACAUAAAUACUCCUUGAAUAUAUUUGGAUCCAGCUACACAUAUAAUAUUUUCAAGAUAAAUCACUAUGAUUCCAAUUGUCAAGCUGCUGUGUUUGUUGAUAUAAAGAUGUUUUGAAUGGCUAGAUUGUAAAAUAUAUUUUUAAUAAAGUGCCCUCUGCCAUUUGUAAUUAACAUCUCUCAUUUUCGUAAGUGUGUAUGUACAUCUAUCUGUAUGUUUCUCACUGACACACUUUCCUUGUGUCAAGAGACAGCGGAUACAAUUGUUUCUUUUCCGGAUGAACAAGGAUCUGUUUUGCAAAUGUUUGUAAGAUAUUAUGACAUUUCCAAGAUUUUCUUUGCAUUCUGGAAAGCAGGAGGUAAACAUUUGUAGUCAUUAAGGUAAAGUCUGUUGAUAAACCAUCUUCUGUUUACUGACAGGUAAAUUGUAACUUUACUAGCUUUUGAAAUGAGUUACUUCUAUACACUGUAGCUUGAGGAUCAGCCAAGAAGAGGAGGGUAGACUAGGGCUGUCUGUGGUCUAACAGGCUUCCUAUGUAGAGCAGGAAAUGGAUUGGAAGUCCAGUAGGGCCCAUUGGCAGGGAGUAAAAGCAUAAGCAGGUAAUAGAUCAAGGUCAGGGAGCCAGAUAGAGCCCUCAUCACCGAGACACUUGCAGAUCAAAGAAAGCAGGAAUUCAGGGUCUGGGAAUGAGGCCUGGGAAUUUAAAAGCCGAGAGUAGGAAGCAGAAACAACAAGCUCCAUCUUUGCAUAGAUAGUCCUCUCCCUAACUAGUGUGAAAUCUGUAAUGUAUGAUGAUACAUCACAGCCCAGGCUUCGAGUCCUAGCUUGUGGGAAAGUCAGUAAACAAAUGACCUCCUCACCCACAAACCAAAAUGCUCAGGGAUUAUUUUGGAAGUCCCUUCCAAUCUAAGACUGUGGAACUUGGAAUCUGUCAAGUGUGUUCCUUCUAAGUGCAAAAGUAAAGAUAUAACUAUGCAUCAGAGAUUUUUAGGUACUUCUCCAGAACAGUGUUUAUCAUCUAAGGAGAUGCACUAAACCAGUAAGGUUUCUUCAGUCACAAAGGUGCCAUGUCAUAGAUGACAUCUUCUCAAAUUAUUAUAAUCUCACAGCCAAGAGCCAGUGCUUGGUUUACUAUGUUUUUCUAUCCUGAAAAUAAUGGGCUCACAUUUUGUGAUGGCAAGAUAUUGUAUGCACAAUCACUAUCCAUAUAUAUUUUCCCAUUGAUUGAUGGAGGGGAAAAAAUUUACCUUUCAGAGAGUACAUCCAAACAUUUAAAUAUUUUCCUGAUUUGGGCAAAUAUAAUAUUGAAAGUUGCCAGGCUAUGGAGUUUUUUCUAUAUCUGUAAACUCAAAUUUUAUCUUUAGCUGUGGCCAGCAUUUCUUCCUCAAUACAAAUUUACAUUCAAGUUGUCACUUCUUAAAACUAUGCAGUCAGAUUUUGUAUUAGGGUAAAUAAGCAAUAAAACAAGUUCGUAAAUGUGUAAUUCAUAACAGUUGAAAAGAUAACUAUACCUCUGUGUUUGUGUGUGUGUGUGUAUGUGUGCGUGCAUGCGUGCACACACACACGUACUUCCCAACACCCACAUGAUGAAAUGAAGUGUUAUUAAGUUAACCCAUGUUUUGUUGAAGCCACAGAAUAAUUGAGACUACAAGUUGACUCUUUAAUUUUUGUUUUCCUUACUCUCACUAAAGAGAUUUAAAAAAUUUUUGUUUUGAAUACAGUUAUUGAAAAUGUUGGUCUUUUUUUUUUUACAUUCAGUUCUGUUCAUUUUAUUCUUGUAAAUUAAAUUGUUACACUAAUUUUAAUUUUAAAUAUCUUUAAAAGUCAUUAUCAAGACCUUGAUACCAUGUCCAUAAUGCUUGCCCUGAAUUUUCUUGGUCUAGGUAAUAUUUCUGGCUAGGUGUUUUUCUAUAAGAAAUAACAGGGCACCUAGUUCUUAACCUACACAUUGUACCAUGUUGAUCAGGAAUAAGUCAAGAGACCUUUCUCAAAAUGCUCCUGUGUUAAUAAGCAACGUUCAAAUACAGUUAAGUUUAAAUGCCCUGUUUUCAAUCUCAGUUCUUCAAACAUGCCACAUAAAGAUGGCAGCAGAUUCAAUAAGUCAAUGGAAACUCAGCCAUAGAGGGCUGCAUAGAUUCAUUUCAACACCUUGAAAUGCACCUGGAAGCAAAGAUUGCAUUUUAUGUUGAAGGUGUUAAUUAUAUUUGAUAUUUUUUAAAGUAAAAUCUGUUUUUGAGAAAGCAUCUGCUCCCCAGAAAUAUUGUGAGGCACAAAAAAUUGCAUUUAAGUCUUAUACUUUCUGUGGGUGAUAGAAUCAGUUUUCCAAUGAUAGUCUAUGCUGUCUUUUAAUGUUGACAUAUUCUGUGAAUUCUGUUCUCCUAUUGACUAUUGACAAGUAUGGCCUUAAGUGCCUUUCUGGUUCAGUGGAAGAUUUUAUAUUUCUCA
Molecule: messenger RNA, 4840 nt
Organism: Rhinolophus ferrumequinum (greater horseshoe bat)
Lineage: Eukaryota; Metazoa; Chordata; Mammalia; Chiroptera; Rhinolophidae
Gene: QTMAN
Product: glycosyltransferase like domain containing 1
Exons: 11
Coding region: 168-1523 (451 amino acids)
Molecular function (GO): glycosyltransferase activity
Source: RefSeq, a predicted model, not a curated record